Molecule: messenger RNA, 1116 nt
Organism: Pisolithus orientalis
Lineage: Eukaryota; Fungi; Basidiomycota; Agaricomycetes; Boletales; Pisolithaceae
Exons: 3
Coding region: 1-1116 (371 amino acids)
Source: RefSeq, a predicted model, not a curated record
AUGGAGGAGGCUCGGACCGCACAGUGUCUCCCACCCACCACAUGGGUCCAUGUCGUUAUCAAGGUACAACCCACAAGGCUUUCACGUAUAAAAUUUUGGGCGACGGCCAAGUCGUUAUUCAUGGCUAAUGAUUAUUACUGGGCUGCCAUUGGAGAGAUCACCCAUGGUGCACAGGUGUACGGUGCAGGGGAUUGUCCAUACAUCCGGUGCGGUGGUGGGACACCGCCUCUACCUCUCGCCAUCCAGUGUAAGUCAGAGAGCGAGGCGAGAAAGGUCAUAAAUACUCUUCAAUCACAUGCGGAUUCAUUACCAGAUGGUGCAGAUCACUCCCAGUUCCUUGCUGCAUUCGACAGUCCAGCCGUACGGACAUUAGUCAGUGAUGAAGCAAGUUUCUAUGCAGUUGUUAUUGGUUCGCCCCCUGGCAUCCAUCGCACAGCAGAACGCGCGUCGCGUGCAGAGAGGGGAUUUAGUAGUCGUAAACGCAGGGAAACGCAGCCUUUUUGGAUCGCCUUCGCUUUCUUGAUCGUCAAAGGCAACACACAAGAUAUGCCACCUUUAUUCACCUCCACUAGUGCCAAUGCAAACACCACACAGGUCACAAUCGAUGCCUUGGGUGAACAACUGUCCCGCUCACUGAACACCUCGUCUUUCCAUUCAGCGCCGACUUCUUCAUCCUAUACUGCCUCGUCUCGCACCUUCUCGCCUCGCACUUCCUUGUCUCGUCCAUCUAUUUCCAGCUCUCCCUCGGUUUGCCAAGAUUCCUCAGUUUCUUGGCCCACCUCUAUUCCUGCCAGAUCUGAUUCAUCGACGUAUCCGGCUGAACCAUCCCCCAUCAUCUAUAGUCAUAUUCGCGAUUUACGUGGCAUAAUUUCCAGCAACUACUAUCCGACACCAACAACGUCCAUUCGAAGGUCAGCCCGCCCACUCAGAGAUCUCGCUGCUCGUUUUCUCGCCUCUCAUGGGUAUAGUGUAGAGAUCGUUGAUCUCAUUAUUGAUGCUCAGAGACGUCAUUCCAGUGAACAAUUCAUCUUGUUCCUGGCAGGGAGGGGCAUGGCCAUAAACGAAGCCAAAUUUUUACUAUUGCUCAUUGAACAUGUUGCAGGAACAAAUGUCUAG